CGACCAUGCAUGUAUAGCAAAAACACAUUUCCAACAUUCGGUCUUCACUACUAGCUAGUAGUGUUUUUUUCCUACAUAUAUAAACAAUAAUUAUUCAUUGACAGGCAUCAAGCUAGCUAGCUAGCCAACUGUCUGCAAGAAGAAGAAGAAGAAGAAGGUGCAGGAUAAAUCGAUGAAGAAGGCGUCGUCGCUGUCUGAGCUGGGGUUCGACGCCGAUGGCCCGUCAUUCUUCCGGCACCUGACGCUGACCGAUGGCGACGACGGCACGCUGCCCCGGCGGCGGCUGAUCAAGAUCUCGGUGAUCGGCGCGGGCAACGUGGGCAUGGCCAUCGCGCAGACGAUCCUGACGCAGGACCUCGCCGACGAGAUCGUGCUGAUCGACGCGGUGGCGGACAAGGUGCGGGGCGAGAUGCUGGACCUGCAGCACGCGGCGGCGUUCCUCCCCCGCGUGAACAUCGUGUCCGGCACGGAGGUGUCGCUGACGAGGAGCUCGGACCUGGUGAUCGUGACGGCGGGGGCUCGGCAGAUCCCGGGGGAGACGCGGCUGAACCUGCUGCAGCGGAACGUGUCGCUGUUCCGGAAGAUCGUGCCGGCGGCGGCGGAGGCGUCGCCGGAGUCGGUGCUGGUGAUCGUGUCGAACCCGGUGGACGUGCUGACGUACGUGGCGUGGAAGCUGUCGGGGUUCCCGGCGAGCAGGGUGAUCGGGUCGGGGACGAACCUGGACUCGUCUCGGUUCAGGUUCCUCCUCGCCGAGCACCUGGAGGUGAGCGCGCAGGACGUGCAGGCGUACAUGGUGGGGGAGCACGGGGACAGCUCGGUGGCGCUGUGGUCGAGCAUCAGCGUGGGGGGGAUGCCGGUGCUGGCGCACCUGCAGAAGAACCACCGGUCGGCGGCGACGGCGAAGAAGUUCGACGAGGCGGCGCUGGAGGGGAUCCGGCGGGCGGUGGUGGGGAGCGCGUACGAGGUGAUCAAGCUCAAGGGGUACACGUCGUGGGCCAUCGGCUACUCCGUCGCCAGCAUCGCCUGGUCGCUGCUCCGUGACCAGCGCCGCAUCCACCCGGUCUCCGUCCUCGCCAAGGGCCUUGUCCGUGGCGUCCCCGCCGACCGCGAGCUCUUCCUCAGCCUGCCCGCUCGCCUCGGCCGCGCCGGCGUGCUUGGCGUCGCCGCCGAGCUGGUGCUCACCGACGAGGAGGAGAGGAGGCUUCGCAUCUCCGCCGAAACCCUCUGGGGAUACUGCCACGCCCUCGGCCUCUAAAUUCAUUAAUUACUACGCCAACCCGUUUAUAUAUGCCCAUAUAUAUAUGAUUAAUAAUCGUCGUGCUAAUGCCUAUCGAUCGAUAUUAUGCAUCAUCGUAUAUGUCGGUCGAUCGAAGCUUAAUUUCAUGGCCGCCCGGGUUGUAAUAAGCUACUAUUCUCAUUGUGUGAUUAAUUAGCUCUAUUUCUCUGAUUGAGCUAAUUAUGUGUAACUGUAUACACAUUGUGUUCAAACAAUAAUGGAAUGAAUAAAAUUGAUUGAGACAAA
Messenger RNA from Oryza sativa Japonica Group (Japanese rice), 1522 nucleotides. RefSeq names its product L-lactate dehydrogenase B. Gene Ontology annotation, biological process: lactate metabolic process; pyruvate metabolic process. NCBI's taxonomy places the organism in Eukaryota, Viridiplantae, Streptophyta, Magnoliopsida, Poales, Poaceae. The record is from RefSeq and is a predicted model, not a curated record. Gene Ontology annotation, molecular function: L-lactate dehydrogenase (NAD+) activity. Gene Ontology annotation, cellular component: cytoplasm.